Molecule: messenger RNA, 1437 nt
Organism: Fusarium sp. VM40
Lineage: Eukaryota; Fungi; Ascomycota; Sordariomycetes; Hypocreales; Nectriaceae
Source: the annotation of a GenBank genome assembly
AUGUCUGCCACACCCCCAAUUCCAGCACCAUACGAUGCGACCCCAAAGCCCACUCAGCUUCUGUUUCGUCGCUUCCAUCAGAGUAUCGGGGAAUGGCCCUGGGAGCUCGUCGAAGCCUUUGAGCCAAACCACUGGGGCCAAAAUUUGCUUUCGGACUUCACCCGGCUGCUAAAGGUUGAUUUGCCUAGUACCCCAGGCGUCGGACUACAAGAUGUCUUGACAUUCAUGUUUGAUCAAUCCGCAUUUCAUCCCAUUUCGCAAUACAAAUGCACUCUAAGCAGGUCAGUAGUCGCCCAAGCCACCAAAUGGUUGCAAGACAAGCGUAUGGCUGGAGAAGAGCCACCUCAGAGCAAAAACCCGGAAUCCGAAGAGUUUCGUUCUCUACCUGUUAAGAUCGAGCCAGAGGACGAUAGUAACGCUGAGGUUAGCCGACGAAUUACUCGUUCUCAAACAGCUUAUCAGCGUAAGCGCACGCACGAGAUCAUCAACCUCAGCGACGACGAAGAAGGAGCUAAGAACGGCAAUGAAGUUCAAGUCACUUCGUCAACUCAUAUCGCCAAGAAAAGACUCAUGAUGUACUUCAGUUUCAAGUCUCCGAAAGGCCAAGAGCAGCUAAAGGUGGUAGGAGAUUGUAUCUCGGUUCAGGGUGAUGAAUCCGACAAACCUGCGGGCGAGCUACCGGGUCAGCAAAGUCAGACAUCUAUCUCGAACAACGAUGAGCUUGCACACAUCGAAUCUUCGGCUUCGGUUCGCGACAACCCAUCUGUAGGAGAGUCGCCUUUCGUCGACGUGACUUUCAAGUCCUUCGAGGAUGCUCAGGCCGCCUACUCUGCCUACCUCAAGGAACAGGUAGAUAAGUCUCAGGCCACUAUCCACCGAUCUCGAGGCGAUAUCGACACUGCCAGACAACAACGCAAGGAACUCCUCGAGAGUCAUCAUAUGAACAAUGCAGCAAAGGAGAAGGCUGUUUCCGAUGCCUCUAGUGCACAAAAGGCCCUCCAGCGAGCCACCGCACUCUGCGCAGCUGAAGACGAAGUUCUCGAGCAGGUCCGCCGCAUCAGCGCCAAUCACCCCUCUGUAAUUUCCGACGACGCCCUGCUCGGCAUUGUGUCCUCCAACAGCCGCAACAGCGAGGCUCAGCUCCAGAAGCAAGCGGCUGCGGCCAACUUGGACGCCAAGAAGAAGUGCCUCGCCGACAUUUGCAAUAAGCUACAAUUGGCUGAAGCACAGGCCGCGCCUCUGCUGAGCAAGAUCUACGAUUUGUGCGAGACCGAGGAGUUGGAGAAGAAGAACCAGCGAACUCUCACCAUCCUGAACCGCCUUAUCCAGAUGGGUCCCAAGCUUGUGGAUUUCUUGGAAGAGGUUCUGGGCGACAAGGAUAUCGACGAAUGGACGGAGGACAAGUUGCGACAGGUUCAAGAGGCCAAUAUUUUGUAA